GUCGUCGUCGCCGUCGCCGUCGCCGUCCCUGUCGUCUUCGUCACCGUCGUCGCCAUCGCCGUCGCCGUCUUCGGUGUUUCUGCCUUGCUCGUCGCCGCGGCCGUGGAUGUCGUCGUCGUCAUCGUCGUCAUCGUCGGCGGCGACGGAGCAGCAUGCCGCAGCUUCAUGGGACGCGGCGGCGGAGGAGGACCUCGACGGAGUUUCAGUGAUGGCCUUAUUUGCCGCCGCCUCGGAAGAUGCCGAGUUGCAGCAGAUGGAUCUCGCGGAGAAGGAAGAAGGCUUGGAUCACAAAGGGAAUGCGCCACUGGUGGAAGGCGUUGAUCAAAACUUUGUGAAGGCACCACUGGCGGAAGGUGUCGAUCAAAUCAGUAUUGAGAAGAAUCUUUCCGUGCCUAUCAAUACUGUCGACGAAGAUGCAAUCUGCGACGCCUUGAUGCAACUGGCUUGCAACAUUGGCGUACCAUCAUCGUCAACCGCUGUCACCUCAGAUGGAUCGAACCAUGGGAUCAGUUUAACGGGCGGUGACGAUGGCACGAUGCGGCAGCUGGCUAUCUUGGCUGAGGAAGCCAACAAAAUGCCCUGCAUUGGGGAGAAGGAGCCUCUGUCGUCAGCAUUAGCUUCUGAUUUUCCAUCAGAUAGCUUCGUCAUUCAGGAAAAGAUCAAGGGACUUUGUGGAAAGUAUGUUUCUUUUAGGCGCUCGUGUCGAGAUGGUAACUGUUUCUACAGAAGCUUCGUAUUUUCCUACCUGGAGCAAGUUGCUGCCAUGGGAGAUGAAGAAUAUGAGGAAGAAGCCUUGCAGAUUCUUCAAAUUUUUCAGAAUUACAAGAUGGCAUAUCAAAAUCUUGGAAAGCCCAGCUCAUUGUUUGAAAAUCACUAUUCAGAUUUCAUUGGCCUGCUUAUGAAUAUUAUGGAGUGGAGAAAAACUUCUACAAGAAAGUUCAUGCUUAGCAAAGGAAUAUGGUAUGCCCUUUGUGUAGCCAGCCACUGCCAUGAGCAACUUCUGCUGGAGAGCCGGGAUGAUUUGAAGUCAAAUUUCAUUAUUGGCCUCUUUAGGUUAGUAACUUCCGUCGAGAUAUGCAAACGAGCGGAGCAUUUUGAUCCCUUUCUGUUCGACAUGAAAGGGCGCAAUCUGGAACAGUUCUGCGCGGAGGAGGUCGUCAGGAUGGGCAGCGAAGUUGACCACUUGCAGAUCACGGCGCUGGUGGACGCGCUGGGCGUGCCCGUAAGUGUGCUGAACAUCGACUCCUCCCCAACCCUAUCGAGCUCCGGAACCCUCGAGGCCAACCGACAUGACUUCUUCCCGUGCUCGAGCCUCCAGUAUCAGCCUUCGCGGAGUGUUUCUACAGGAGGCAACGGAGCGAGCAUGAGCAAUGCUUCGGCUCGGCCCAGGCCCCAUGUGACCUUGCUGUACAGGCCAGGCCAUUAUGAUAUCCUCUACCCGAAGUAACUCUUUACCGGCCACAGCAGGAUUUUUGAUAGAGGUGAUCUUCUGAUAUAGAUUGCGUACUGGUCCGACAUUAGGUUACAUCUUACGUUAGGUUUAUUCACAGAGAGAGUUGGAGUUCAUGAAUGCUGUUCGGCAUCUUUGUUUACUUUCCAAGUGCUCCGAUUCGUUGGCUUGAAUUCUUUUGUAAAUAUAACAUAUGCUAACAUGCAAACUGGUUGUAGUCUUUUGUAUACGGUACGGUGCGUUGUAACGAUGAAGAUAUGGAUGCCGCAUGCAAACUGGUUGUUCUACAGCCCAAAAUUUUAUUGUCUGAGUUUUUCAGGUA
Messenger RNA from Ananas comosus (pineapple), 1772 nucleotides. Its product is annotated as ubiquitin thioesterase otubain-like. Gene Ontology annotation, molecular function: ubiquitin binding; cysteine-type deubiquitinase activity. Bases 107 to 1447 code for a protein of 446 amino acids. NCBI's taxonomy places the organism in Eukaryota, Viridiplantae, Streptophyta, Magnoliopsida, Poales, Bromeliaceae. Gene Ontology annotation, biological process: protein K48-linked deubiquitination. The record is from RefSeq and is a predicted model, not a curated record. Gene Ontology annotation, cellular component: nucleus. The transcript is spliced from 9 exons.